This is a messenger RNA of Trachymyrmex cornetzi, 1244 nucleotides long. RefSeq names its product intraflagellar transport 46 (gene IFT46). Lineage: Eukaryota; Metazoa; Arthropoda; Insecta; Hymenoptera; Formicidae. Gene Ontology annotation, biological process: cilium assembly; intraciliary transport. Gene Ontology annotation, cellular component: motile cilium; microtubule organizing center; intraciliary transport particle B. Bases 188 to 1186 code for a protein of 332 amino acids. The record is from RefSeq and is a predicted model, not a curated record. The transcript has 4 exons.
GAUAUAACAAGUCGAAUAGAGUAUUCUUUUCCUUCCUGUCACUUUUAUCAAUCAUAAAUCUACGUUAGAUAAAUCAUAAUAAAAGCCGUCGAAUAAUUCGCUCUCGGGUCUACUCACAUUCGUCGUCAUACAGACCCUGAGAGCGAUCGUCGAAGGACGUGCCAAUGGACACUCCUCGGCGCCGACCAUGGAUAUCAAGGACAGUAGUGACGAAGAGGAUGAAAAAACACGUGACAUUACAGCGUUUGGUAAAUUCGACGAGGCGAUCGUGGUGCGUAAUGCCGAGGAAAUCAAGAGCCCGAUAAACCGUGGACUCUUGAGUUCCAGGAGGACCAGAAAAAGCAUAACGAGCGACAGCACGGACCCGUUAGCGUCCAGCUCGCCACGUGAUAGCAGGCACGAAUUCAAGAGAUACUCGAACAAAGAUGUUGGCAUUGAGAAAUCGAUGGAAAUUGGCAGCGAUCCUUCGGACAGUGAGGAGAGCGACGACGAUGACAUACAGGGUACCAGCAUUGCAAAACCGAUCAAUUUGUAUGAUCCUAAGGAAUUCGAGAAUCUGGAAGCAUCGACGGAGGUCAAGGAAUUAUUUCAAAAUAUAAUGAGGUACACGCCACAGAAAAUCGAGCUUAACUACAAGUUGAUACCAUUCAUUCCUGACUACAUACCGGCAGUCGGCGAUAUAGAUGCCUUCAUAAAGAUACCGAGGCCCGACGGAGUCGAAGAUAAAAUUGGCCUAACUGUAUUAGACGAGCCCUGUACCAAUCAGUCGGAUCCAGCGGUGCUGCAUUUGCAAUUACGCAAUCAUUCUAGGAGCGCCGGCGCUGCUACGAGACAGGCGGUCGUCAAAAGGAUAGAGGAUGCUGAGAGAAACAGCAAGUCAAUUGAUAAAUGGAUUGACGAUAUGAAUCAGUUACACAGGAGUAAACAUCUGCCGGGUGUGCAACUGAACCAUGCGAUGCCGGACAUCGAUGGAUUGAUGCAGCAGUGGCCGCCGCAAGUGGAAGAAAAACUGAAUGAACUGCAGCUGGAUCUAUCAGAGCUCGACUGUGAUCUGCCGCAAUUGGUCGAUGUGGUCUGCAACCUUUUGGACAUUCCCACGCAAGAGAACACCCGACUAGAGGCUCUUCAUACGCUAUUUACGUUGUACCUGGAGAUUAGAAAUGUUGAGAACCGGAACUUCAGUUAGCAUUAAACAAUUAAAUUAGUCUAUAUUUAAACUGUAAGAGUUGAUUAGAGAGAGAGAG